AGGUCAUUUUUAUACAGAACCCACAAUUUUUGUAAUCGAUUUUCCGAGAAAAAAGGAUAUCUCAUUCAUCCUUGAUUAUACAUAUUUAUAAUGGGUAUAUGCCACUCUAUAUAAAUUGACGGUUACUUGAAAUGAUGUAUAUUCAGACCCUUAAAUCAAAAACCACUGUUUAAAUUAACACUAUUUGUUUUAUUGAACUGCAGGGGGAAGAAGAGCAAGAAUACGAGCACUAGGGGUUCCGCAACAUGCUACUAACAUUUUCGGAGACAUGGUCCCCCUCGCAACAGCCUUUAUCCAUCCUGGAGGUGAUGGAGAUAUAGAAAUCGAGAAGUUGGUUAGUCUACAGAUGAAGAGAAAACGGAUGAAAGCUCAGCUAAUGGAUGAUGGUCCCAGACAAUCUCAGAAGAUCCUUCUCAUCAUUCUUUGGAUAGGAGCUGGACUGAUUGGAGUUCUCAGAUAUCUGUUCGAUCAAAAUGGAGAAAGUCCGAAGAUUCAACGUCCGUACUUUCUUCGUCCCUUCCCAAACUCAAGUGACGUCAUAGAGGUAGUGAGAAACACAGACACAACCUUCUGUAAAGUUUGGGAACCUACGGUUAGUUUAGUUGAUCUUCUUCUUCUAGGAUUAGUUCUCAUUCUACCUAUCCUCAUAGGUCCAGUACUGACUUCAGUUAUUGAGAUAUUCACUCAAUGUUACAACUGUCUGGAUGACCUAGAACUUCCAUCCAGAUGGCGAGAGUUUGGUUUGGUAUAUUCUCUAGGAUUCCUGGCGCUCCUCUCUCAUAUAAUUAAUCUGAAAGGAGCGGAGUAUGUUGGGGGAGGAUUGUUAGGCUUCUCAUCUUAUAGAAUACUACUUUUCAAAUAUCUAUUAGGAUAUAUGGAUCUAGUGCUUGCCCCCCUUGUCAUUAUUAUCUGGGACAAAGAUAUUAGAAGGGGUAUACCUUAUGUUUACAGGAUUAAACGAUUAAAGGGUUCCAGCUCAACAAGCAGCCUUGGUCAUGAUAUAUAAACAAACCUUCAGAAGUUUUCAUCUUAAUUAAUAUAUUUCAAACAUCGCUCAAUGUAAAAUAUUAAAAAUCAUGAUUGAAUAAAGUAUUUUGUGUCUUA
Molecule: messenger RNA, 1104 nt
Organism: Eurytemora carolleeae
Lineage: Eukaryota; Metazoa; Arthropoda; Copepoda; Calanoida; Temoridae
Exons: 12
Coding region: 269-1006 (245 amino acids)
Source: RefSeq, a predicted model, not a curated record